Messenger RNA from Aethina tumida (small hive beetle), 2899 nucleotides. Its product is annotated as beta-1,3-galactosyltransferase 5. The record is from RefSeq and is a predicted model, not a curated record. The transcript has 2 exons. Lineage: Eukaryota; Metazoa; Arthropoda; Insecta; Coleoptera; Nitidulidae. Gene Ontology annotation, cellular component: membrane. Gene Ontology annotation, molecular function: hexosyltransferase activity. Bases 261 to 1283 code for a protein of 340 amino acids.
CAACAAGAAACGUGUGAGGUUACGAAAUGUUUAGCAUUGUUGAAACUAUGUAACGGCCUUCAAACAAUAAGUAAUAUUUAAUACGUGGUAGUUUUGCAUGUGUUUAGAAGGCAAUCUGAGUAAUCGAUAAUUCGCCGCAUCUCACUCCAAGUAUGUGCUGCGAAAGAAAUGUCAGUCCGCUUUAUGUUUUCGCAUCUGUGCUGAGUUCGUUAUCUCUUUGUUGAAAUGGUUAUUUGGGAUCGAUGACUUGAAACUGGACAAUGGUUGAAAAAAGAAUCUACAAUUUGUUGUUAAUGGUACUAGCGUCAAUUUUAUGUUUGACGAUAUGGAUGUACGGAUUGAACGAGCCCCCUGCCACCUUGGCUGUGUACCAGCUUCAUACAACAAAUAGCAGCUACUCCCACCCACUUUAUCUACUUCCCAAAGACGACUAUUUUCAAUUAAUUGAUUUGAAUUUUACGUUUCGCAUAUUGAAUUUACCUUGUAACGAGUCGAAUCCUUUACUUUUGGUCUUGGUGCAUUCAUCACCGGAAAAUUUCGCAAAGAGGAAUACUAUUAGAGAAACAUGGGGAAAGAACGACAACGAGGUAAAAAUCUUAUUCGUAACUGGUGCUACAAAUAACUCUUCAAUACAAAAGAAAAUUGAUAUGGAGAACAGGAGGAACGGCGACUUUAUUCAAGGCAGCUUUUUGGACGCGUAUAGAAAUAUGACUUAUAAACAUGUUAUGGUACUUAAAUACGCAGUGUAUCAUUGUCCUCAUGUGAAGUACAUUCUCAAAACUGACGACGAUGUCUUUGUACACAUGCCAGCGAUGAAGAAUUUUCUCACAAAUGAUUUAUCAUCGUAUGGGGCUAGUAAAGUUUUAUUUUGUACUAUAAGAAAGAAUAUUAUAGCUUUAAGAACUUAUCGUUCAAAAUGGAGGGUAUCUUUUUCUGAGUAUCCUGAAAAAUACUAUCCUAAUUACUGCCCAGGGUGGACCUUACUUUAUUCGCCUGACAUAGUUUUCCAUCUUUAUAAAGAGGCCCAGCGGACAGACUACUUUUGGAUAGACGACAUCCACAUAACUGGUAUAUUAGCUAAAAAAUUAAAUAUUGUUCAUACAGAUAUAGAACCACUUGUUAUAUCUAGACAAAAUUUGAAAUAUGUUCUUGAAAAUUCUCAUAACAUUACAGAGCCAUUUUUAUACGGAAGAUCAGAUUUAGAUGAGGAUGCCAUUCGGGCCCUUUGGAGAUAUGCUACGUCGCAUACAACUCCGAAAUAUAUUUUAAAAAAUAAUCACUAAUUAUUUAUUUAUGAUUUGACUUUUCAAAAAUUUUCAUUAUUCGGUUUAGUAUUACAUUAAGUAUCAUUUUAAUGACAUGAAACUUGAUCUCGAAGCAGUUCCUUAAAACAAUUUUUGCUUAUCAAGUACUUAUCUUAUCACAGCCCGGUUGAAUAAUUACUUAAAAUAAAAAUCUGAUUUUGCGUAACUAGCGGAUCAUUUUAGUAAAAAACUAGGGAAACAAACCUGGUAACAUCUUUGAUUAUUACAGUAUAUGAAAAAAUUAUAAGCAAAUAACGUUUAGAUUGAUAUAUAAAAAACUAGAAUGAGACUGGAUAUGCCAAGUAGUUUAUUAAAGAUAAUAUCAAAAACUCCACAAAUUGUUGUUUCUUUCAAUAUUAGUUUAUAUACUUACAAUGUGAUAUAUUUAUUUUUUACAGUUUGUGGAACCUUUUUGAAUAGGUUACGUAUAUGAUAUAGAAAAGUGCCUAAUUAUAUAUAAUUGCAAAUGUUAAUAUUUAUAGGUAUUUGUUAUAUUUUGUACUUAGUAAACCUUUUAGCAGUUUAGACUGUUAUUCUUGUGUCAUUAAUAUUUAUUCAAUUAUAAGUAAUGUAUUAUGGUUUAUAUAUUAUUAUUUAAAUAUGAAGUCGGUUUGUUUUGUAGUUUUAUGCAAACCAUAGUGCAUUAUUUGGACUGAUUUAUUUUUUUAAAUAAUGAAGAAAUGUAUGCACUUGUUUUCGCUCAUGGACUCUUAUAAAAUUUAUGAAAAAACAUUUUUAUAUGAUAAAUAUUAAGGUUCGGAUUUUUUACAAUGAAGGAUAAUAUUUAUUCAUAUUGUUGAAUAUAUCAAUUAUUCGAAUAUUUAUUUAAAUAGAAUAGUUUAGAGUCUAUAAUUUGAACAUGAAAAUUAUUUAAUGUUAAUAUUCAAAUAUGUGCUUUUAAAGAUUUGAAUUAUAUAUAUUCGAAUUUCAUUCCGAACCUUAGUAAUUAUGUGGUAUCGUAUUAUAUUUUUUUCUUCACAUUGAAUCAUUUAUAUAUUUACUAAAUAUUUUUUGUAAUUAAUCUGUGGUAAAAGUUAUAUGUUUCUUGUUGACUCAACGGACUAUUUCGAUUAAGUCAAAAAAUUAAAAACAUAUUCUGAGAAAUAGUUCAUUUUGAGUUUUUAUUAUAAUUCUAUUUCGGAUGGUAAUGUCGAUGACAUAAUGAACAAUCUCUGUUUUAUCUUAAUUUAAUUUGACGAGUAUUAGAUAAUUGGCUUUAUCAAAGUGUUGUAAUUAGAAUCAGAUAAGAUAUAUUCUCUUGUUAAAUUACUUUUCAAAUAUUUGUACUUAUAGAUGUAUCCCAUGAAAUUAAAUAAUAUAUGUCCGUGUAUAAUUAACAAAGAAUAUUAUGGAAUUGAAAGCAUAUAUGAAUUGAAUUAAUUAUUACCAAGGAUUGAGUACAAAAAUAUGUCUACUUGUUUUAGUUCAGUGUUGAAUGAAUAAGUAUUUUAAGCACAAUAAUUUAUUUUUGUUAUUCAUUUUGUUGUGAUACAAAUGAAACAUUGCUACUGAUUUUCAAUAAUUGUUAAUAAUUUUAAAGUAUGUAAUUUUCAUGUUGAUAUGUGCCAAUUUUAAUAAACAAUUGUAUAUGUCUA